Messenger RNA from Cinclus cinclus, 7920 nucleotides. RefSeq names its product Gfo/Idh/MocA-like oxidoreductase domain containing 1 (gene GFOD1). Bases 241 to 1449 code for a protein of 402 amino acids. NCBI's taxonomy places the organism in Eukaryota, Metazoa, Chordata, Aves, Passeriformes, Cinclidae. The transcript is spliced from 3 exons. The record is from RefSeq and is a predicted model, not a curated record. Gene Ontology annotation, molecular function: nucleotide binding.
UCGCCCCUGCGCGCCCCGCGUCCGCCGAAGGGAGCGCGGCGCCGGCGCCUCCGCGGGGCUGUGUGUGAUGGUGGGGGCAUGGCGGGGCAGCCGGCGGCCGCGGUGCUGCUGAGGCGGGGGGCGGCAGGUCCCGGCCCCGGCGGCGGCAGCAGCAGCAGAAGCAGCAGCGGUAUCGAGCUGUCUCCCUCUCCCCGCUGAGAGAAGGAGGGAGCGCCUCGCCUCGCCGUGCCAGCCGCCGCCAUGCUGCCCGGGGUGGGGGUGUUCGGCACCGGGCUGACGGCGCGGGUGAUCGUGCCGCUGCUGAAGGCGGAGGGCUUCGCCGUGAAGGCGCUGUGGGGCCGCACGCCCGAGGAGGCGGAGGAGCUGGCCAAGGAGAUGAGCGUCCCUUUCUACACCAGCCGCAUCGACGAGGUGCUGCUGCACCAGGACGUCGACCUGGUCUGCGUCAACCUGCCGCCGCCGCUCACCCGGCAGGUCGCCGUCAAGACCCUGGGGACUCUCCUGCCCCUUGGCACGUGUCUGUGUAUAUGCAUUGGGAAAAACGUCAUCUGUGACCGAACGGCGACUCCCCUGGAUGCCUUUAGGAUGAUGACUGCGGCUCAUUAUUACCCAAAGCUCAUGAGCAUCAUGGGGAACGUUUUGCGCUUCCUGCCUGCUUUCGUGAAGAUGAAGCAGCUGAUCCAGGAGGGUUAUGUGGGCGAGCUGCUGGUGUGUGAGGUGCAGGUCCACAGUGGCAGCCUGCUGGGCAAGAAGUACAACUGGAGCUGUGAUGACCUCAUGGGAGGGGGUGGCUUGCACUCGGUGGGCACCUACAUCAUCGACCUGCUGACCUUCCUCACCAGCCAGAAGGCCGUGAAGGUGCAUGGGCUGCUCAAGACCUUCGUGAAGCAGACCGACCACAUCAAGGGCAUCCGGCAGAUCACCAGCGAUGACUUCUGCACGUUUCAGAUGGUCCUGGAAGGGGGCGUGUGCUGCACGGUGACGCUCAACUUCAACAUCCCAGGGGAGUUCAAACAGGACAUCAUCGUGGUGGGCUCGGCGGGACGGCUCACUGUGAUAGGCACUGAUCUCUAUGGACAGAGCAACAGCUCUCCUCAGCGGGAGCUCCUGCUCAAGGACUCCACGCCAGUCAGCAACUCCUUGCUUCCGGAGAAAGCCUUCAGUGACAUCCCAUCCCCCUACCUGCGGGGCACCAUUAAGAUGGUCCAGGCUGUCCGGCAGGCCUUUGAGGACCAGGAUGACAGGAGGACCUGGGACGGGAGGCCCCUUACGAUGGCUGCCACUUUUGAUGACUGUCUGUAUGCCCUAUGUGUGGUGGACACCAUUAAAAAGUCAAACCAGCUGGGGGAGUGGCAGAACAUUUCGAUCAUGACUGAGGAGCCAGAACUGAGCCCGGCAUAUUUGAUCAGCGAAGCCAUGCGGAAGAGCAGGAUGUCUCUGUACUGCUAGCUCCUCUGAGCUCCUAAGAGAGAACAGGAACCAGACAGCUCUUGAAGGAGAUGGUAUUUCAGCCCAUCUUGGGUGUCUUGAGUGUGCUGAGGAUAAAGGAGAAGGAAACACAGUGUCUGUAUCAAUUUAAUCUGUUGGCAGCUAAAUGCCAAACUGAUACGGUCCUUUGAGAUGCCCAAAAUGGACAGGAAACUUCAGAGCUGAUAGACUUAACUGUUUUAAUAACAGUAUUAGCUGGCUGAUUGCAAAGAUACAUCACACACUCAUCCCCUGCUUGCGGGUGCUCUAGAUUAUCCAAUUGUGUUUACUGUGAAAGGUUGGGAAGAUUUUCCUUACCUACCAGAGGGCUGUGAAGGUACUGUCAUGUCGUUAAAUUUUCUGUAGUGUCUGACAUGAAUGGUUCCUACCAUGACAGCUGACACCACCAUGCUGUAUUACUACUCUUCCAACCAACACACAGAAUAACAGGACUUGAUGUGAUAGUGCUGCAGGAUUCAGAAAAUCUUGGCAGCUCACUUUUCAUAUAACCUGUUAGGAGCUUCUCUGUGUUGGUUUAGUAGUUGUUUUUUGCUUGGUUUGGGUUUUUGUUUUGUUUUGUUUUGUUUUGUUUUGUUUUGUUUUGUUUUGUUUUAAAGCACCAAUAAAUAGGAAAAUGUGUGGCUUUUAAAAAAAAGCAGUCCUCAACCACAGUACAUGUGCCUGGGUAUUUGGGGAGGGAGGGUCUUCUGUGAGCUCCUGGUAAGCGUCAGUGUUACAGGUUUGCUGAUUAAAAUGGAUGGUGGAAAACCUUCAUGGAUGGCAGGUGGCAUGACGCAGUAAUGGUAAUGGGGUUUGUUACACAGCCGAACUCAGGCUAGUCUUACAAAGAUUUGCACAAAAUUUCCUGUGUUUGGGACUGACUUUUGAGUGACUCAUCAUGCAUUUUGGUUUUAGGGGGGAAACAGUAGGAAUAUAACCCAAAACCAUACGAUGUUUAGGUGAGUGGUGUUCUUUUAAACCACUGUGAACUCACACUUAAGAGAUGCACACCAACAAGUAAUUUCACAUCCCUCAACCCAGAAGUUUUCACCUUCACCAAGUGGUGGGUGUGAGUGGAAAACAAAAGGGAGGAGAAAAUUUCCCAUCUAUUUACAAGGAAAAAAUUACAUAGGACCCCCAGCCUCCUCGCCUCCUUAAAGUGGCCAGCUACUGGUACUGUAUUAAUCAUUCCCUGUCACCAGUGCAGGGGUGGACAAACUCUUUUGCUAUGUUUGUCUUGUUCUUCUUUUUAAUAUUUUGUAUAGCAGUCUUGAAAUAAUUAUUCUUCUGAGAAUAUCUUCUUGAAAGAAUACAGUGAAAGGCACAUGAUUUGUCCCAGUAAACAGGGAUACUGUUUUUUGUGUAAAGCUGCUCCAGUGCUGAUGUGUUUACAGCGCUAGGUCUUCAGAUAGUAAAAGAGUAGAACACAAGCAUAUAGCACUAAAUCAUAUUGAACUUGAGAAAAACCUUUUCAGGGUUUUUGUUGUUAAUUUUGACUAGGGGAAAUAGGAGAACAUUGGCAUGAGCAGUAAAUCUAAAGAGAAAAUAUAUUUUUGAACAGGAGGGCAUCAGUAGUGUUGUUCAUCUUACCUGGCUUCAGUCAGCUCAGAGUUGGAUGUCUUGUUCUGAUCAGCAAGAACACAGCAGUCAAUACAGAGAGAGCUCUUCAAAAGCUGACUCAGUUCACCUUAGGAUUAAUAUAGAAAGAGGUGCCUACUGGAAAUGCCUGUCCUCCUUCUUUGCAGAGAAUUUUUGCUUCUAAAUUUUGAUGUGGCUGAAGUUAGGAAACUUGACUCCCAGCCCAAAAUUAUUCAUAUCUGCUUAAUAUUUCAAGAGCAUACGUGUGACCUUCUGUUAAAUAGUCCGCAAAGUGUAAUAGUGUGACUGAUGAAGGAAUAAUGUAAUACUCCAAAACUGCACCCUAGGGGAGAAUUGUUUCUAUCUGUGUUGUUCUGCCAGUUCUAGCAACUCUCUCUGGGGCUGUUUCUGCUAAAACCUCAGGCAAGGCUUCAUCAUUCCUUCUUGGAAGCAGCCCUUGACAAGUUUGAUUGUUUUUCUUCAAAAUGGGUUUCUCUGAGAAUUCCAGAGGUAGUAUCCAUGUCAAUAGGAAUUUCCCAUUGCAGCUGUCACGGUGUACACCAUGCUAUCCAGUUCCUGCCCUGAAAAGUAACACAGACGAGAGGAUUUGAUCAAGAAAUCUCCUGUCUGUUUCCUGAAAAAUGGAAUUACUCCCAAAGGAUCAAGACAGUUUUCAUACAGUGAAGCAAAACCCAUUUACUGAAAAGAGUGGCUACUUCAAGUCAUGAAUGCAAGCCUGGUGGAUAAUUAACCAUGUCUAGUUAAAUAUCAUCCAAAAGUGGAACCAAACAUGGACCAAAAUGUUUGUGAGUCUUGCUUCUCAGUGGUUUGGUGAUUGUGCUGGAGUUGCUGUUCAUGUUCUUGCACUUCGUUUUGGUUCACAAAUGUUGGCUGUGAUUGGCUGUGAUUCCUGUCUGUGUUUUCUUCUUUACCCUGUCUUUCUGGGUUUUGUGGUGCCAGUUGGAAUCCUUUUCCUUGCCCCUGCAGUGAUCAGGUGAGACACAGUGAGUAGAGAUAGUACUACUGAGCUCACACUUUGUGCCUCAGAUCCAAAGGCUUAGGUGACAGGCAUCGCCCAUCCUCUGUGCAGACCUACUGAUGCAGCAGAAAGAAAAUCCAGUGCUUUGGUUAUGCAGGUAUCUGAUGUUGCUGCUUCUACUGGCUUGAGAAUGGGUCAAGUCUUGUACAGCUCCUUGUGGUGGCCCAGAGGGAGCAGGGACAGGGUGGGACCUCCUCUUCUAAUGGCAGCAGAGAUGCUAGAUUUGUGUUACCUAAGUGGGAUGGCAGCAGGAACUGCAUACCUUCAGGAUUGUGUGGCAGUUUUUCCAUUCUCUUGGAGGUGAAGGUGCUGCAGUGUCAAGUGUAAACAAACUAAACUUCCACCUGGCUUGGAGAAGGAAAGAAUAGUUUUAUUUAUUGAAUGUGUAUUGUUAUUCUGACAAGUAGUUUCUUUAUAGUCUGGGAUUUUUCUUUGCAGCACCCAGCUCUCUAUUCCUUUGGUACAAUUGAAAGUGCAUUGAAUUUGCCCUAAGUAGCCUCUGGAGUUCAAGCUGGGUUUAGGAAUUUGGGCAGCAGAUAGCAGAGAUGUACUUGAUUGAACUCAGAAGCGGUACCAUCCCAGGAAACAUCUACUUGGAAUUGCACUUUUAAUGCUGUGCCACAAGGUUUGAGAUGAAUGCUGCUAAAUUCGUGAAGGCCAAAGAGCCAGACUGCAGCUACUGCUGGAAUUUGCAGUAGCCCUCUUUCCCAGGGUUGCUGUUGGAGAGGCUCUUUCCUUUGCUAUCAGCUUGUGCACAUAGAAUACCCAUCGUUAUGGUCUGUUGCCAAAGACAAAAAGAGCCAAAGGCUGAGCUUCACUGCUCUGCAGGGCUCUGCUCCAGUGCUGGGACAGUGAACUGGGAGAGGGUGUCUUAUUUCCCAUGGGAAUUGCAUUGGGGUUCAUGCCAGGGGUAGGGCAACCCUGUGCUGUGACAGCAGGGCACAACUGAACUCCUUAAAUGCGCCCCAAGGGAGGGAAGGUGACUGCAGCAGGGAGCAGCAGGCAGGUGUCUGCAGGCUGGUACCUCUGUGCCUGCCUACAGGGAGGAUAUGCUGGUGGUGUGGAGGGUGAGGGCUGCAUUUUCUGAGGGUGACAGCAGCAUCCUUGCUCCACCUCUGUGCGUGGGAGCCCAAGAAGGGACCCUGCCCUUGGGGAAGCAGGAUCCAUCCCAUACUCUUGAUGGAUUUGCAUAUCCUCAGUGCUGAUCUCAGUGAAGUCCUACAUAGAAACAUAAGAACUCUGCAGGAGUUUGAGGUUUCCUGUAUCUAGUACCACACGUGUUACAUCCAUAGUACUUCAGCUGUGUAGUUAGAAAAUACCAGGUAGAGACAAUGGGGCCUUACCCACGCAGCCAGCACGACAGAGAAUCAUGCCAUGCCUUGAUGAGUUUCAGGUCAGGAUGGGCUGUGCUGGAGCUCGUCCUUUGCUCUGGCUGGAUGCACAAGAAAUCCCUGCCCAGCCAGCAUCAAGCAAUCAGAGGCACUAUCCAUUUAGUACAAAGUGUUCCCUUCUUUUCCAUAACUUUCAAAAAAGUGACUGUACAAGUGAACAGCUGUCCUAGAAGUUCAGCCAUUCAAAGAAAGGAGGCUUUUCUGCUGCAUGUGGUCACAGCACAAGGACAGUCCAAUCUCUUGUUUAUUUUUGUGUCCAUACAAAUAUGGAAUAGACCCAGACAAUUUAAAAUUACUCACUGAUCUAGCAAGAAAAGGCAUAUUUUAUUUAAUGUGUAAAGGUAAACAUAGUAUCUUGAUGUUGUUUUUGCAGAGGUUCAGAAAUUAAUGAUGCCAGAACUUCUUGUUGCUGGGAAAUUUUGUAUUUGACUUUUAUUUUUGUCCUUCAGCAUAAAAUGUCACUCCUUAUGAAGUCUAUUCACUGGUAAGUUCUCUAUUUACAAGCUGGAGUUCCGGCUUUGUACAGAUACUCCACACUGGUUUGGUAUUCCAGUGGCCCAGUGAUGUACCCUUAGUAUGUAUGAAACUCAGCACUGCACUUUUGACCUCUGCAGUGAUGUCUGGGUAUCUGGGGCUAGUUGUGAAAUUGCAGGAUUAUUCAGGACAGCAGUUUCUUUUUGUUGGUGUUGAGGUUGUUACUUGUGGGGAGAAAAGCUUGUAAAUUUUAGAGAUGAAGUGCGACUGAAUAAUAUUUGGCAGUCUUAUCUGCUUUAAAAUUUCCUCUUUCUUGAGCUGCUCAGUGAAGUCAGUCCAAUAAAAAUAAUUUCCCCUUAACUGCCCACUUCCAUUUGCUCAUGAAAAUAAGAAAAUUUUAAGUAAAUGGGACUAUACAUAAUGCUGCAUUCAUGAACUGAUGUCAAAACCUCAUGACUUAAUGAGUGUAUGAAGCCACAGUCCAAACAAGUAAUGUCUUUUUUGAAGCUGCCAGAUCGAGGCCUCGGGGUUGGGGAAAGAAGGGUAUCAGUGCAGGUUAGACUGAAAUAGCUUUUAUUCAGCAUUUUGAGUAAAAUGAAUAAACAGAAUGGCUGUGGUCAAUCCAAAACUGAACACAUGUUUGUAUAAGGGUAUUUAUUUAUUUUUUAAUUUUGGGAUUAAGUUCCAUUUUUUAAAAAUGCUCUUUUGAAAUUAAAGGUUUUAAAAAUCUAUCUUUUGUUAUGUUUUGGCACAUGUAACUGAUUGGGGCUGGGUGUGUGGGGGCUUUGUUGCUUUUUUUUUUUUAAAUCCCUACUUUAAAAAUCUCAUCCAUGUGGUUUAAGGACGUUCAGUGAAUUCAGCUGCCCAUGGGCAGUUUCAGCUCUGAACCUGCACCCUCACAGUGUCUUACAGUGACCCCAUUUUUAGCAUCUGAAUUUGGCCUUCUGGGUUUCAUUUGUGUCUUCUUGUGGAAGUGGGAAAACUGUUUCAAUCCAUGGAGUUGGCAACAGAUAAUCAAGACACUUUUUGCAGCAAUGCCAGCCAUCAUCUUUAAAAGCACUUAACUCUAUUGAUUUGUUUACCUUGGUUAUUUAUGACCUUCCAGCCAUGUGCUGGCCAUUAUUUGUUUUCCUUUUUUUUUAAUAUCAGCCAUUGGACUCAUUUCCCUGCCCUCUCUGUUUCUCAUUCCAUUGCAAACCUGGAAGGCAAGCCUCCCUCGUUCCCACUGAGCUGCUGCUCAGUCUGUGUUACACAUGGCAUACAGGGUGGCUAACUACAACUUGAAGUGACUUUUAACACAGAUCCAUUGCAGGACAGGUGAGCACCACAACUGCUCAAGUACGGGGCAUUCUGAGUGCCCAGCCAGGGCAGGAAUCAACUGUUCUGUGCUUCACAAGCAGCACUCACUGUUUUCCUCCCACUGGUUUGCUUUUAUUUGAUUUUGAAAAUGAGAAAACGUUCAGUUUGUUGCUAUGUCAAUAUUAAGUAUAUAUUUAUUGUUUUUCAGACAUACAUACAUAUAUAUAAAUGCUAUAUAUAUAUAAUGUCAAUGCAUGGACAUAUGUACAGUAGAUAUUUUAAAGAGCUAUUUAUCAAGAAAAGUAAGUGUUAUAAGUAAACAAAGAGUUUAUAUUUUAUAUAUUAUGUAGAUAGCAAAAAAAAAAGGUGGUUAAAUUAUACUAGGACUUUUGGGGGUGGGGUUGGAGAAAUGGGCAAGGACUGGUUCUAGCAUUUUAAACAGCCAAACUACUUUGUACGGAAGCUGCCUGCUGUGCCUCUCGGCUGCAAUAUCUGUUUGUUUCUUCUUUUGGAAGAUUAUGUGCAUUGUUACUUUUACAUUGCUUGGGGAAUGUAGUUAGUUUAUUCUCAGCCAACUGGUAUGUGCUGCUUAACACAUGGUUUCCUGCUGUUCUGCAUAAUUGCAUUGAUGGAUUAAAAGGAUCUUAACUGGCAAAUAAAGAUGUAAAAGGA